CUUCGCCCGCUUCCGGUCGUCGUCGUCGUCGUCGCCGCUGCUGCCGCUGCUGCUGCUGCUGCUGCUACUGCUGCUGCUGAGACUGCUGGCGGAGGCCGGAGGAACGGGCGGCGGCGGCGGCGGCGGCUGAGAGGGCGGCGGCGGGAGCGGAGCGGGACGAGGGAGCGAGAGGAAGCGAGCAAGGAGCGAGCGGAGCGCGCCGAGCCCCGCCCGCCCUUCCGCCCGCCGGAGCAGCCGGAGCAGCCCGGGCCCCCAGCCGCCGCCGCCGCCGCCCGUCCGCCUGCCCGCCCGCCGGACAAAGCCCGAGAGCCCGCGCCCAGAGCCAUGUCCUCGUCCGCCGGCAGCGGCCACCAGCCCAGCCAGAGCCGCGCCAUCCCCACCCGCACCGUGCCCAUCAGCGACGCCGCGCAGCUACCUCAUGACUAUUGCACCACGCCCGGGGGGACGCUCUUUUCCACCACGCCGGGAGGAACUCGAAUCAUUUAUGAUCGAAAGUUUCUGUUGGAUCGUCGCAACUCUCCCAUGGCUCAGACCCCGCCCUGCCAUCUGCCCAAUAUCCCAGGAGUCACCAGCCCCAGCACCUUAAUUGAAGACUCCAAAAUAGAAGUAAACAAUUUGAACAACUUGAACAAUCAUGACAGGAAGCAUGCAGUUGGAGAUGACGCUCAGUUUGAGAUGGACAUCUGACUGUCCUGCGAGGAUCAGAAGAAAAGCAGCAACACUGAUACACGUGAAAUCCUGUUGAUACAUUUUGGGCAUCUUGCUUGGUGAGGAAGAUGGGCAAAGGCAGUUGGCCACUUCAUGUGUCAGUUCCUCUCAACAUUUACGGAGCACUUUGUCCAUCUGGCCCUGUAUGUGCCAGGAGGUGAUGUGUCCCUUCCCGAAGGAGCUUGGAGGUGAACACGUACAUGCUGGGGCUGGAUGCACCCAAGAAGGCCCUUCUUUAGGUACCAGCCUGGAGGAAGCCCAGGCAACAGCUUUCCUGACGAGGGCUGCCUCUGCCCCUCAGGAGCACGUGUUAGAAAUCCAUCAUAUCUGAUGUCUGAAAAUAAACUAGACUCUGCUGCGUGAGCAUCACA
Molecule: messenger RNA, 1079 nt
Organism: Balaenoptera ricei (Rice's whale)
Lineage: Eukaryota; Metazoa; Chordata; Mammalia; Artiodactyla; Balaenopteridae
Gene: EIF4EBP2
Product: eukaryotic translation initiation factor 4E binding protein 2
Exons: 4
Coding region: 325-687 (120 amino acids)
Biological process (GO): negative regulation of translational initiation
Cellular component (GO): cytoplasm
Molecular function (GO): eukaryotic initiation factor 4E binding
Source: RefSeq, a predicted model, not a curated record